Messenger RNA from Arachis duranensis, 2049 nucleotides. Its product is annotated as probable galacturonosyltransferase-like 3. The coding region runs from base 97 to 1542 and encodes 481 amino acids. The transcript has 5 exons. Gene Ontology annotation, cellular component: Golgi apparatus. Lineage: Eukaryota; Viridiplantae; Streptophyta; Magnoliopsida; Fabales; Fabaceae. The record is from RefSeq and is a predicted model, not a curated record. Gene Ontology annotation, molecular function: glycosyltransferase activity.
ACCAAAUCAAGAUGAAAUACCAAACAUACCCCUAAACCUUCUCAAAAACACACACUCCCUUUUCUUUCACUAUGAGCCUUCCUCCCACUCUUCAUCAUGAUGCCACCGACAUUCAUCUUUCUCCUCUUUACAGCUGCAACAGUUGCCGCUGCCGCACAUUUCCCAGUAUCCGGUGAUAUUCCCACCUUUCGCGAAGCUCAAGCAUUCCGCAACGGAAGGGAAUGCCGUCGCGCCGCGUGGUCUGCCGUUGGCGCCGACCAUAACCCCGCCGUAAUUCACAUCGCCAUGACGCUUGAUGCGACCUACCUCCGCGGCUCCGUUGCCGGCGUCUUCUCUGUCCUCCAACAUGCGUCAUGUCCAGAAAACAUAGUCUUCCAUUUCAUUGCGACCAGGAUGAUUGGGAGCAGCAGUCAAGGUUCAGGGAGUUCAAGUAGGUCACGUUCACAUGGAACAUGGGCGAAGACCACCAAUCGCAUCAGAACAGGGAAGCCUCAUCAAUGGUAUGGAUGCGGGAUGCGCCCUGUUCUUCGUUGGUCUGGUAUAGACGCCAAUCCCGAGCGAUCUUUUUUGGUUGUCCAAACAGCAAUGUAUCGUUGCAAACCGCAGGGAAGAUAUGGUGCGGACUUUUCGUAUGGACAGAUGAGGAGGAUGAAGUCAUGCUGCAGUAUCAUUUUCAGCAUUGUUACCAGCAUCAUUUUCAAUAUCAUUAGCAACAUCAUGUCCAUCAUUGCUAGCAGUAUCCCCAUUAUGUGCAUCAGCACCAACAUUGGCAGUAUCACCAGUAUUUACAACAGCAGUAGCUUCAGCAGCAACAACUUCAACAAUGGCUUCAUCGUCAGCCUUUCUAUGACUACAACUCCUUUUAAUGUAGCCUUUUGUUCCACAAUAGUUCACGGGGAUCGCCGCGCACUGGACCAGCCACUCAACUACGCCCGAAUCUACCUUGCCGACCUCCUUCCGGCCACUGUACGGCGAAUCAUUUACUUCGACUCCGACCUAAUCGUCGUCGAUGACGUGGCGAAGCUCUGGAACAUCGAUCUCGGUACGCACGUGCUCGGAGCACCAGAGUAUUGCCACGCGAACUUCACUAACUACUUUACGCGCCGAUUUUGGUCGAAUCCUAGCUAUGCGGCGUCGUUUAAGGGACGCGACGCGUGUUAUUUCAACACAGGUGUUAUGGUCAUAGAUCUCCUGAAGUGGAGGGAUGGAAGAUACACUGAGAAGCUUGAGAACUGGAUGAGGAUCCAGAAACGAAACCGGAUCUACGAGCUUGGAUCAUUGCCGCCGUUCUUGCUUGUGUUCGCCGGCGACGUUGAGAGAGUGGAGCACCGGUGGAACCAGCACGGCCUCGGCGGUGAUAAUCUUGAAGGGCUUUGCCGUGACCUUCACCCUGGUCCGGUGAGUUUGCUGCAUUGGAGUGGAAAAGGGAAGCCAUGGCUAAGAAUCGAUUCCAAGAAACCGUGUCCGCUGGAUAGUCUUUGGGCGCCGUACGAUCUGUUUCGGCACUCUUCGUCGGUGUCAUCGGUUUUCACCGAUAGCUAGUUGUUACGGCAUGUUUGAUUUUCCGUUUAAUUUAAGAAAAUUGAAGUUGUUGAAGAUAAUUUCGUGCAAUUGCUUUUUCUAAACGGGGAAUCAAACAAGCUGCGCUAAUACUUUUUAUUAUUAUCAUUUUUUUUUAUCACCGUUGCGGUGGGAGGGUGGUCACGUGACAGUGGUGGACACGCGCGUGUAGUGGAAAAUAAUGUGUCUGUGUACUGUGUACGGUACGGAUAAUGUCUGACACGUGUCUUUUUUGGAUGGUAUACGGUGAUGUAGAACGGGGUUUUGCCGUUUUGGGUUGCCGGUUGCAUUGGGGUAUUGUGUAUAGUAGAAUCAUAGAUUGAUAAGGUAGAUGGUUAGUGUGCAGUCUACAGCGUCAGUGUGUGGUUGAGGGGGGUUAAUGGUAGAUAGGUUUUUCAUUUGGAUAAUUGUAGUACCUCACUGAUGCUGUAUUAUGUGACUCGGCGGAUUCUUCAAUAUUGUUGAAAACCGGAAAUUGUUCAUUCUUUA